AUGGCGCAGCGACGGCUACAGGAGGACAUGCAACGGCGUCAUGAGGAACAGAUGCAAGCACUCCUAGCAUUGUUCAAACGGCAAGAGAAGGGAUACAAAACAAAACUAUGGACGGACUAUUGGUCACAGUUUAGCACGUACGUGGAGGCACACGCUGUCCCAGAUGAACGAGUAGUACACGUAUUCCUGACUAACCAAUCUCCAGUAGUUUACAAGACGAUAGCAAAUCUAGCAAGUCAACGAUCUUCGCCUACCGACAUCAACAAGUUAUCGGUUAUGGAAAUCCAUGAUCAUAUGAUGGAUCAAUUCCAUCCUAAACGUUCCGUCGUACGAGAACGCUUCAAGUUCUGGACAGGGAUGGAUAGAAAAGCAGGUGAGAAAGUGCACGAACUUGCCGCUCGUAUACGCCAGGACGCUGUCACUUGUGAGUUUCCUUCGAUUAAGGAUCCGCUAGACGAGGCUAUGAGAACGAGUUACAGACGACGAACUGACUUUUGCUCGCGCAAUCCAAUUGGCUAUAGAGACGAAAGAGGCAGCGAAGGUGGCCUAGGAACUGUCUAUGGUCAGCAACCGAAGCUCGUGAACGAAGUGCAGCUCAGCAAGAAGACGCCCAGGCAGGAGUCCAAGCCUUGUUAUCGAUGCGACAAGACCGGUCAUGAUCAGCAAGAUUGCCGUUACAAAUAUUCUACCUGCAAUUACUGCAAGAAUAAAGGGCAUCUUGAGGCUGCAUGUCGAAAGAAAAAGAAAGCUAUCAGCCCUGAAAGAAAAAUGCCAGAAGUAAAAACGAUCCGAGCAAUAUUAAAAGGAGAACGGAACAGAGUACCUGAAUUGCAGCUACCCGUUAAGCUAAAUGGAAGUCGUACCUUCGAUUUUGAAGUGGAUAUUGGUGCUGGUGACAAUUUUCUGGGUAACAAUACAUGGAGGGAUCUCGGUCAGCCACAUUUGACUAAAUCGCAUCGACAAUUUGAAUCAGCGAGUCAGCACAAAUUGCCAGUGAAAGGAUGUGUUACGCUAAACUCUCAGGUGACACAACACAAUUUUCCUUCUUCUCAAAUGAAAGCACUGGAUUUUCAGGUGACUGAACUGACAAAUCUCAACUUACUAGGUACAAACGGGAUCCAAGAACUUGGAAUUUCGGUGGAUGCUCUUCUCAACAGGAGCAAUUCAUCAGCUACCAUAAAUGUCAAUACAGUGUUUGAUGACCUCAAAGCUGACAGAGAACUGCAGAAAGAAUGCAGACAAUUUUGUGAAUUCCCAGACUUAUUCAAGCCGGAGUUAGGCACACUAAAGAACGUAGAGCUGGAAAUCAAGUUCAAGCCCGAGGCGGAACCUGUUUUUCGCAAGACUAGAUCAGUCAGUACCUUUGCAAUUGCUAGAAGACCUUGCUCAGAGCUAUGA
Corticium candelabrum is the source of this 1398-nucleotide messenger RNA. RefSeq lists its product as uncharacterized. The transcript has 3 exons. The record is from RefSeq and is a predicted model, not a curated record. Gene Ontology annotation, molecular function: nucleic acid binding; zinc ion binding. The coding region runs from base 1 to 1398 and encodes 465 amino acids. Lineage: Eukaryota; Metazoa; Porifera; Homoscleromorpha; Homosclerophorida; Plakinidae.